CAGCACAAGAUGGUGGAUUUCCUUGCAGAAAACAACGCUUGCGGGCAAACUGUUUUAAAGCUCGUUAGCCGUGGAAAUGCCAUCGUUGCCGAGCUUUUGCGCCUCUCUGACUUUAUACCUCCUGUAUUUAAACAAGAAACCAAAGAGGAUCGCGACAAAUAUGGCGAGAUCUUAGCAGACUUCUCCUAUUUCAAGGGACCUGAUUACUAUGAGGAUAGAAUUGAUUCCAAGCCGGUAAGCUGAGAAAACAGCUGACUUUCGCUUCCGCAGUUGUUGGUUGGGAUUUUUUUGUGUGUCCUUUACAUUAUGUUAUCUUCUCUGAGUUAUUUGCUCUGUAGAUAGAAAGAGAGCACUCUGUAUAUUUUACAUGAUCUUACCCACCCCCUCUACAGGUUAGUACUUCGAAACCGGAAAUAUAUCGAAACGAAAGAAAAGUACACAUAUAAAUAUUUGUGUAUGGGAGAUAAGAGCUAGGAUACAUGAUUGCGUAGUUUUUUUAAUCCAAAGGUCAUGUUCAUCAAAAAAAUUCUUGUGAAAGAUUGAUAUGAAUUGUGAUUUCACUUGUAACUGUACAAACACUUGUUCCCCUCCCCCUUCCAUCCUUCCCCCCCCCCUCCCCCCCCUUCCAUCCCCUCCCUUCUGUCCCAUCACAGCACCAUCCUGUAUGGAUGCAAACAAAAGUUCAAGUGAGACAGAUUAACUAGGGGCUGAGGCCUGUUUAAUAGUCAUGAGCAUGUUUGAUGGCUUGUUUGGUUUUUAAAUUUCACUAGUAAGCAAUUUGGCGAGAAAGAUUUUGCCUAAAGAUUGUUUGCUUAACUUUGAUUGAUUCUUUUUUUUUUUUUUUUGCAUGAAGAUUGUUGUAAAAUCAAGAUUUGGUAGUCACAGGAUUGGAAAUAUUGACCCUUUUUUUUCAACUGAUUGCUGCUGAAAAAAAUAUGUUGCACUUAUGUCAACAUAUGGAACUAUUUACCCUCUAGAUCAUGUGUAAUUUCUAGAUGUAAGAGCUCACAUGUCUCUCUUAUAUGUAGGACCUUCAAGAUCUUGAUGAAGAAUUCAGAGAAAAUCACAUUGAAAUCUUGACCAGAUUCUAUAAAGCCUUUGAAAGUGUCCACAAGUAUAUCACUGAUCUCAACAGGUAAGGCUGCUUAUAGAUCACACAAAUAAAAACCAAUCUGAGAAAACAAUACUUGUUUAUUUUCCCCCCUGAACAUGUAUGAUCUGAAAUUUCUGAAACUGUUUUGGCUUUAAUAUUUGUACGUGGUAUAAUAACAUACAAAAAGAUUCUAUGUUUCUGUGUUUCUGUGCAUCUGUUUAGAUCAGAGAUGACAGCAAAACUUUUUAAGAAUGAAAAAGGUGGCACACGAGAGACAGCUGCGUGUCUCACUGAUGUUCUUAUCACAUUUUGAGGUCUUUUGCAAUCUAUUACUUUACUGACCCACAGAAUCAUAGAAUCUUUUUGUUUUCCAUGGUUAUGUUAACUGUGAUAUUAUCGAAGCAUCUGUCCUCCAAUAGAUCAUAAGUAAGAAACAAUCAAAUUGUGUGUAAGAUUCAGCUUAUCAUGUAAAUACAAUUAUAUCUUAGAACUUCUUUAUGUAAUACUGUGUGAUACCAUUUAACUCUAUGUAAAAAUGUAUAAAACAUCUGAAACAGAGAAAAAUAGAAAUGAAACUUGUAGUUAAAACUCACUUUAAAACAGAAUCAUACAGUAAUAUUAUUGCUUAUAAAAGAAUUUAUUAGUAAAUCACAUGUUAUUGUGAUAGGGGUAUCAACAUUAUUUUCUGUUAUGACACAGUUUGGAUGAGUAGGGAUAUAAUAAUUAUUUUGAUCAGUGUGAUUGCAUGCUUUUUUGUUGUUGUUUUUUGUCAUUUUGUUUUUUCUUUUAUUGAAUGGUAUUAAUAUUACUUACAAUACUCACAGUACUAUCAUUUGUGAUUGUUUUUAUCUCCAGAUAUCUUGAAGAUCUCGAUGAAGGAAUAUUCAUACAACAAACACUAGAGAGUAUACUUCUUAUUGAGGAUGGUAAACAGCUCAUGGUGAGAAUUUUAUUUCUAAAAUACAUUGUCAUUUCUUUCUUUAUUGAUUAAUAAUGAAAUUACCCUAGGUGUUAACCUCUUCUGUUGCAGUUAAAUAGGAUGAUAGAUGAUUUGAUGACGAUGGAUGAUUUGUAUAAACACCCCACUGAGAGAAAGUAAUUUCUAGAGAUAUCAAAUUAGAAGCAAUGCAUGGAAGUAUUGUAAGACUAGUGUUCAGUCGCUCAAUCUUAAGCUGAAAGUGUAUUGGUGUGCUUUUGAUCUUGAGGCCAUGGGUGUACUGCAGCACCAUGCCUUGAGACUGGGCCUAAUUUUCACACAGCCUUCUGUUCUGUUUUGUCAAGUGGUGCUUCACUAUUCAUGAUAUUUUAUGAUAGCAUUAGCAAAAUUUUAUGUAGGAGAUGAUUUAAGGAUACUAAUGUACUUUUUAUUUGUGGCACAGUGUGAGAGUCUGUAUCUCUAUGGGAUUAUGCUGUUAGUAAUUGACAUGAAGUUUGAGGGAGAUGUGCGAGAGAGGAUGUUGGUGUCUUAUCACAGAUACUGGUAAGAUGGGUGUAGUCAUGUUAAGCCCUACCAUUAUCAACUAUGUUCUGUUCAAGAGGUACGGGUCGAGAACUACCAACUAAACUUCUUUUAUACAAUAAUGAGCCACAUUUUCAGGAGCAGGAAAAAUUUUAAUGCAACUCACAAAAACAGACCUCUUUCCGAAGAUGAAGUUUUGUGGCCAUGCUUUAAGUACUAGUACUAAACUGGUAUGUAGAAGAUACAGGUUCAAGCAAAAUUAUUUUUCCAGGCUUUACUUCCUGCAAUUAAUUAAGUUAAACUUACAUGAACAUCCCUGGUGAAAAUCUUUCAAGGAUCUUUAAGGAUCUUACAAGAUCUUCAUGAGGACCUUUGAGGAUCCUCUUGAGGAUCUUCAUGAGGAUCUUCAAAAUUCUUGUUAAGAUCUUCAAGGAUCCUUCAUUUUCUUGCCAAGAUCUUCAAGGAUCUUUGAUUUUCUUGCCAAGAUCUUCAAGGAUCUUUGAUUUUCUUGCCAAGAUCUUCAAGGAUCUUUGAUUUUCUUGCCAAGAUCUUUGAGGAUCUUUGACUUUCUUGACAAGAUCUUUAAGGAUCUUUCAUUUUCCUGUCAAGAUCCUUGAAGAUCUUGUCUGGAUCUUCAAAGAUCUUUACAUGAACUUUGAAGAUCCUUUAAAGAUCUUUGAAAAUUUUUUGAGGAUCUUCCAAAUUCUUGUUAAGAUCUUGGAGGAUCUCUCAUUUUCUUGCCAAGAUCUUCAAGGAUCUUUUUUAAAAUUUUGAAGAUCCUUAAAGAUCUUGGAAAGAAAAUAAAAGACCCUUAAAGAUCUUGGCAAUAAAUUGAAAGAUCUUUGAAGAUCUUGGCAUAAAAAAGAAAGAUCCUUGAAGAUUUUGACAGCCAAAUUAAAGAUCUUUGCUAGAGAUUUGAAGAUCCUUAAAGAUCUUGACAAGAAUGUCAGUGAACCUUGAAGAUCCUGGCAAGGAAAUGGAAGAUCGUUGAAGAUCUUAGCAAGAAUGUUAUAGAACCUUCAAAAUUUUGACAAGAAAAUAAGCAUACUUAAAUCCUCAUACUAAGUUAAAAAGAAAAAUUGAACCAAACAUAAAAAAAUGAAGAUAAAACUUUUUUUUAUUGCUAAAUGAGAAUAACCCAUUCUCUUCUAGUAGGACUACUUCUACACUAUUUCUGCUCAGACUUUAGGUUAGUACUAAGAUUUUCAUUUUCCAAAAAAUCUCGCAACAGUCCAGCUCAAAGAUAAGAAGACCAAAAUAUAUGUGUUAAACUUGUCUAGGACUAGACUAUGACCAGACUCAGACUACUCUUACAGAGGGGGUAAACAUGAAAUAAAGGCAAACAAGAGUACUUCAAUGACUAUAUUUCUGAACCAUAUUAACCUAUAUACCAAAGGAAAGCUUAGGAAUCACACAUACUGAAUAUAACUAAUAUGUUGCCCUAAACUAAUUUGUUAUUUGACAUCAGAUCAAUUUGUCCACCACAUGGUGUGAAAAACCUAGGUAUACUUGAGAAAAGAUAACUGCACAAAGAUUGCAUGAAAUCAAGUGUUUUUAGUGUCAAAACAAAGUACUAGGGUCGUUCUUUUGGAUGAGCUGAGGAACUUUUGGAGUCGUUUAUAUUAUGGGCACAGUGCCCGUUCAAAGUUCACCGAGAUUAUUAGGUGAGUUAUUCCACAAUAUCUCACUUAAAACUCAGCGUAUAGAGAAACUGUCACCUUAUCCAACUCAACUCAGUAAGAGGAUGCAGCCCUAAAAACUUCAGAUUAAUUGAACUAAUACAUCCUGAGGUACAAAAUAAGUGUUUUCGGGAAUUCAUAUGACAACCUCUAAAAGAGCUUUUUAAGUUGGUUACACAGAACCAAGUAAAUUCACACCUUCUUCAGAAACAUGUCCUUCAGUGAGCGUCGAGGAGAAUCUCUCUAGAUCGAUAAGCCUGUAUCCUUGUCCCUGUAACACAUCAUUUGCAUCCUCACUCUCCAAGAGCUCAGAGUAAGAAUCAUUAGGCGAGGAUGGCAUCUUCAUUUUCUAUCCAGAAGUACCAAUGAAUUCUUUUCAUUCAGCCCCAGAGUCAGAGCAAUCGCGAGACCUGCUUGGAGUUUGAUUGACGAUUUCGGUUGUUUCUGUCUCUCUUUUCGCUUGUUUCUGAACUCCAGAAAACGUCUUUCCUUUACUUUUAUUUCUGUGUACAUUUUCCCUUUAGUUCCGACCAUUGUCGAUGAUAUUUACCGUAACAACGAGCUUCUUAUGUUUUUAUGCGACCGUUUAAAAUCUCGGCGCGUAUAAAUUCCUAUCCCAUAAUGCAAAACCCUAUUUGUUGUCAUAUAAGUAGUCACAAAGUUUCCCGAAAGCCUCGAGCAUGGCGUUGCUAUGCGGUAACCUUCAUUACACUCAUUGCACAAUAAUUUUCUGCGAAAAUUCCUUGUUGUGUUUAAAUUAUAAAACAGUGAGCCCUCAAUUUACAAUUUUGCUAUGUUUGAAAUUACUUGAGGAUUUCAAAGGAACCUAAUUCAUAAUGCAGAGAUGUGGUAGAGAUCUUGACAAAGUUGCCUUUGAGAUCCACAUCAAAUUCAAAAAGGACCCUUACAAAGAGCUGUACAAAAUCCUGCAAUGAAUCUUUUAAAGAUAUUUGGAAGAUCCUUUUCAAUUCCUUGAGGAUCUUGAAGGAUUGUAGAACAGAUCAUGCAAAGAUCUUGACUAGGAUCCUUGUAACUCCUAAUCAAAUUCUUAAGGAUCUUAGCAAAGAUCUUAGCAGGAUCCCUAAAAGGUUCUUUUGAAGGUCUUUAAAAGAUCCUCAUUAAAUCCUUGAGGAUCCUGAAGGAUCCUUGAAAAGAUCCUGCAAAGAUCUUGACUUAAGGAUCCUUGUAAGAUCCUGAUCAAAUUCCUAAGGAUCCUGGCAAAGAUCUUUACAGGAUCCUUGAAAGGAUCUUUUGUAGGUCUUUAAAAGAUCCUCAUUAAAUCCUUGAGGAUCUUGAAGGAUCCUUGAAAAGAUCUUGCAAAGAUCUUGAGUAGGAUCCUUGUAAGAUCCUGAUCAAAUCCUUAAGGAUCCUUGCAAAGAUCUUAAUAGGAUCCUUGAAAGGAUCUUUGGAAGGUCUUUAAAAGAUCCUCAUUAAAUCGUUGAGGAUCUUGAAAGAUCCUCAAAAAGAUCCUGCAAAGAUCUUGACUAGGAUCCUUGCAAGAUCCUGAUUAAAUCCUUAAGGAUCCUUACAAAGAUCUUGAAAGGAUCCUUGAAAGGAUCUUUUGAGGGUCUUUGAAAGAUCCUUGCUAAAUCCUUGAGGAUCUUGAAGGAUCCUUGAAAAGAACUUUGCGAGGAUCCUUAUGAGGAUCUUUGUAAUAUCCUUUGAGGAUCUUUAUCAAAUCCUUGAGGAUCUUAACAAACGUUUUUGCUUACAAAGAUCUUUGAGGAUCUUUUACAGAUCCUUUAAAGAUCUUUUAAAGAUCCUUGUCCUUAAAGAUCUUUGGCAGGUCUUUGUCAAUCCUUGAAGAUCCUCAAAGAUCCUGUGAGGUUUUUCACCAGGGAUAUGUACCAGUCCUGUAUGAAGUAGCUCCAUGAGAGAUUUAAUGUUCAGCAUGAUGUGAAAUAACAUGUUGCCUCUUGUACUGAUUUCAUCAUUUCAGUGCGGCGAGAGCAGAUGUAGACUCAAAUCUUGAUGAUGUGUGUAAACUUCUUAGAAGUACUGGAUAUUCCAAUGUUCCAGGAGCAAAGAGACCUUUAAAAUAUCCAGAGGAUUAUUUUAGGUAAAUAUUGUAUCCUCUCAGCUUUCACAUCCUAAAUCUGUUUCAAGACUGUUUGCAUUUCUAAACCUAAUGCAAGUUAAUUCACAAGAUCCAAUGACAUAUAACACACAUUAAGAUCAAAAAUUUUUUUGCAACUCCUGAAAGUUUGAGGAAAUUGUCUUGGAACUUCAAAACAGUGCUCAAGGUUCAUUCAUUAAACAACUUCUGAAAGAUACCAAAAAAAUGUGUAAAACCAAAACAAUAAGGGUAAAAGCAAAUUAAACAAUAAAAAACCCAUUGAAAACAUGAUUCUUUUGUUUUUCUAUCGAUAAUCACAAGUUGUCAGGCCAUGGAACUACUGGUGCUGAACUUUGUUAAACAGUGUUUAAGGAAUUGGCCUAUGUGCAUGAUUUCAAUGUUUAGUCAUAAUGCAAGAAAUGAGCACAUAUUCAUGAGUGUCUAGUUGUCUCUUUCAAAGUUCUCAACUUUUGUACAUUCUUUCUUUUAAGGCGAAUCUCCCUCCCUGAUUCAUUUGUGGAUAUGCUCAUUGGCCGUUUGCGGUCUGACGAUGUCUACAAUCAGGUUUGUUUGAAGGUUAAGGGUGCCAUAUCAUCAAUUUUUUUUAAUAAAGACUUUAUUUACUCUUGAUUUAUACUUUUCUUUGUUUUUUAGAUCUCAGCUUACCCUCUGCCAGAACAUCGCAGUACAGCCCUUGCUACCCAGGCUUCCAUGUUGUAUGUCAUCUUGUUUUUUGCACCAGAUAUUCUGCAGAACCAGCAGGCUAAAAUGAGAGAGAUUGUGGACAAACACUUUCCUGAUAAUUGGGUAAGAUAAUUGCAGAUUAAUUGUAUGGUUGCUUGCAAUGCAAUAACAGUAAAUCAUUUAACCAUUUUUUGUGAAAUGGUAGUAAAACAGUCUUGUGCAGUUAGAAUCAACCAUUACACUGAUGUUGGCUCUCUCGCACAGAACUUCCAAUGCAUGUGUGGUUUCUUCCCUAAUCAUAACCAUUACAAUUUCCUCAAAUAUGAUUAGCUGCUUCAUUUUUCACUUACCAUUCUGUACAGUUGUAAUCAGAAAGUGUAAUCAGACAGUUGGCUGUAAUUGAACACCCAUAAUUGGAGUUAAAGCAACCGAUCAUACCUGGUUGACUCAGCUACUCACAGAAUUGAUCACAAUAACCACAGCCACAACCACUUAUCCUGAAACUUGGAAAAUUCCAAAAUGGAGGAGCUUCUUACACCUAAGAAAUUUUCUCUACUAGAGAUAUUAAUCCUAAAUGUAUUUGUUUUUUUGAAAAAUUAUUAACAGCUAUGAUUAAAUGGUAACAGGACUUCUUAUUGUCCAGUUCUGUCUGUAAUCAUACUUGUGAUUGACAAACAGGAGUCCCGCUUUGCGGUUGUCUGAUUUUGUUUAUCACUUAUAAUUAUUAUUACAGACUAAAGUGGAGUCCACUCAGUCCUACCACCAUUAUUAGUCCUACAUCCAUUCAUUUAUCUAUCCAUUCACCCACACACUGAUCUUUUGCUAUUGAGUUUUAUUUCUUUGAAAAAAGUCAAUAUUUAUUUAACAUGUAUGUUUUGUUUGUUUGUUUACCUUUUUUUAACAUUAUAGGUGAUCAGUAUAUACAUGGGAAUUGUUGUCAAUUUAGUAGAAGCUUGGGAUCCUUACAAAGCUGCCAAGACAGCUCUCAACAAUACUCUUGAUCCCAAUAAUGUCAAACCAUUGGUAAGAAAUUUUUUUUUUUGCAAUAUUUACAUUAUCUAUGUGUAUAUAGUUAAAUGGAAUUCAACAUAGUUAAAAAUUAGGAGCAAAUAUAGUCAGGAGGGUUUUCAGGCACUUGGUUUACUUCCUGCCUGGCUGUUAGCAUUCAUGCAGCAUUUGUUGCAUUCUGUAGCAUUUUGCUGCAGUACUGUGGUCAAUGGGCCCCUGGGGCUAUCCUUGUUCAGCAGUAUACCUUAUUAGUGCAUGUGUUGUUCUGCCAUGUGCUCACAUUGUGUUCACUGCACUAUAGUGUGGCAUUGUCAUCCUUGAAGAUAGCGGUUCUUGGCAUUUCCCUCCCCUCCCCCCCUCCCCAACCCUAAAUGCAGGGUUUUAUUGUGUGAGGUUUAUUUCUAUUUAUUUGUUUUAUUUAUUGAUUCGUUUAUUUAUGUAUGUUUUCCUCCACUGAACUAUCUGGCUCUAGUGUGAUGGGUGCACAUAGGGGGCUUGGGAUGGGGAGCACAUGGCUGGAUUGCAGUUUGGGCAGGCCACUCAGGUGUUCUAGUGCCUUGGGGUGUGACUUUGGUUGGAGUACCUGGGCCCUUCGCGCACUUAGCCUCCAUUUGAGACAAGGUUAAAAGUGCCGAUUUCCUUCCAAUUAACUCUCUUAACCAUUUACACCCUAACAUCAGUUCGCAUAUUCUCCAUACUGUUCUUUAUAUGUUUCCUAAGGUGCUGGCAAGGAAAAUGAGCUUAACGAUUCAGAGCUUCAGUAGUUGUUGAUCUUUAGUUGUUGAUCAUUUUUCUGUUGACCUUAGUUUGUGAUUCAGCCUGAUGGGUGAUAUUGAAAGGAGAAAUUAGGUGCUAGUCACUCUUAGGGGCUUAAGGGGCUUAUAAUGUUGAAGUGAAGUACAUGUGUGUUUACUGUCAACUUUCUUUACAGGCAACCAGAUACAAUACAAAAGUUAGAACCCUGAAUGGGGAGGUAAAUAUUUGUUCAGUGGCUUGUUGUUAGUUUACACUACAAAUGGAAGAAAUUUAAACACAGCCUGAACCUCAACCUGGAUAUUCAUAUCAAGUUUUAUUAUUGAUAGCCAAAAUUAUCUACUCAAAGAGACUGUAAACAGGAUUGAGAGCCAUUUUUUUUUGUUUUCUGUCAUCAUUAUUGUUUUUUUCACCUGGUUGUUUUUAGGGUAUGCGUGGGAUUGAAAUGAUUUGGUGUGGAGGAUAUAACUGAACUUUCCAGUAGUUGACACUCAAUUAGACAACAAUUCUUCAGCAUCAGUUCUAAUAAAAAUGAGUACAUCCAUAACUUAUAUAUGAGUACUUGUACAAGUAAAAAUGCUCAGUCCGUGCUUAAGUGAUUUUCUCCAUUUUUUCUUGCAAAGCUGAUUUAAAUUUGUUUUUUUUUAUCCUCAAUGGUAGGUGUUGAAUUAUCUGAAAGAAGGAUUUCUUGUUGAAGAAUAUGCAUUGGAUCACAUCCCAAAACUCAUGAACUGCAUCAGAGACUGUAAUGUGACUCUGAGGUGGCUCAUGCUUCAUAACUGUGAAGGUGAGUGUUGUGAUAAACUUCUAAGAAACAAGUUGUGAACAUGGCACUUUCCAUGUUACAAGAGUGCUUACCACCCCCUUGUCCUCUCUCACUCAUUGUAUCAAAACUAAGCAAGAAAGCUGGAACUUGUUUAGCUAAAAACCAUGGUUUGCCCUUCACUUGAUAUGACUACAGAUUACCAUGUUCUUAUAAAACCUGAGUGCAGGACAUGAUUCAAGGGCACAGUGUUUGAUUAUGUAAUACCCUCCAAUCAAAGGCCAACUGCCAUAACAAAAGCUAGUCUUACAUUUCUUUUGGGAGUUUUCCUCAAGGUUUUGUCAAGUUAUCUUCCCUGGCAGUCAGUCACUCAGGGAAAAAGAAUACCUUUGAUUAAUAUAUCACAUGUUUCCUUAACCCUUAAACUUCCAAGAUCUGAUCCCCUUUAGCUGCAUCUCAUCUCCUUAUAAAUAUGUUACUAGGCUUUGGUACGAUGGAGAUGGCAACUUCCAGCUGAUAAGUUUAAGCAUUCUCAUUAACUGUUUGAUGGAGUAUGUAUGGAUACCAUAGAGAGAAGUUACAUGUUAAUCAGGGUUAACAAGUCCCCUAAACUUGACUUUUAAGCUAGUUUCUAAAGAAAGAGACUUGAAAGUGACUUAAAACUUGUCACUUAACAAGUCAUCUACCCUGACCACUAUGGAUGACUUGACAAGCUUUUUUUUUUGGUUUAUGGCACUCAAAGGUAUCCACACAACUUUAAAAGGGAGCGAGUACAAGUUUUUCUAUGAAGCAGUAAGAAUCAAUUGAAAUUAACCAGUUGAAAUUAUUUGACAGUAUUUGAUGUGUACAAGAGAUGUCGUGCUCUUAGAGAGAUGGUAACUGCAUCAGGGUAUGACCCAAGAGCUGUCUUUGAGCUGCUGUUGAAUACUGCUCAGUUUGAACUAAAACUGAAAGAGGUUUGUAAUCACCAUCAUGAUUUAUAUUUUUAUGGUUUACCUUUUUACCUUUGUAUCUCAGAUGGUCAGAACUUUACUUUCUUAGUUUUAAAUACAGACACAGAAUGCAACCUUUAAUAAGGACAUUAAUUUUACAACCUUCAUUUUCAAAUGCUUGAUUUUCAAGUGUGUGUUUAUAUUAAUUAUCAUAAAAAUUAUUACAUUUCUAAUUAAAAAUCUUAUUUAUUGACCAUUAUUACAUUUAUAAUGUUGUGGUACAGAUUUAUUCCAUUAAUGAAAAUUUUCUAUAGCAUCUUAAUUUUUGUUUUUGGUUAAAUAAUGAUUAGAAGACAAAGAAGAAUGGAAAUUGAACUACUUUCAAAAAUAUGAAUGGUGAAACAUACUUUUAAUUAUUUAUAUUUAUUUUUAACAUUGCAUCAGAUGUUCAAGCAGAUGUUGGCACAGAAGCAGUCUCAAUGGGAAAAACACAAAACAGAAGGAGUUGAAAGGAUGGAUGAGCUCUCUGAAGUAUUUUCUGGGACCAAACCAUUGACAAGAAUUCAAAAGAAUGGUAAAGUAACAUGAACUUCAACUGUGAUUGACAUAAAACAGUCAUUAUCUCAGUAGACAUGAACUAUCAAACCUUUACACCCUAACAUCAGUAUGCAUAUUCUCCAUACUGUUCUCUACACAUUUCCUUAAGGUGCUGACAGGGAGAAUUUAUCAACAAUCAAUAGCUUCUUUAGUUGGUGAUCAUUUCUUUUAUUGCAUAAACAUAGUAUUUGAUUCAGGGGUGAUAUUGUAAGGAGAAUUUAGGUUGAUACUAGACACCCAUAGGUGUGAAAGGGUUAAGAUCUGUGAAUGGAAUACAUUCACCUGUGCAAUUUAUACUACCCACAGGGUUUUUUUUUUUAGCUUAAAUUGAAAAAAACUUGGAAAGUCAUGAUAUUAUACGUUAUCAUGUCCAAGGCUCAAACGUGUUGUAAAAUGAGUGUGGGUUGUGCAAAGUUAUAGAAGAUUACCAAAAAUGAUAAGUUUGAGAAAGGAAAAGGAAAAGGAAAAGUGUCUUUAUUACAAAUCUUUUUUGCAUUUUUUUUGAGGUAUUGUAUUAUUAGUACGUCAUUAAAAGUCAGAAAAUUUUGUGAGUUUGAAAGGGUACAAACUAUGACUUGUGUCUUUUUACCAAAAACUAAAACUUCACAGUUGUGUAACAUGUAGUAUGAAAUAGUCCAAAAUUCUCAAGUAACUACCAUUCAAACUUAAUUUCUGUCCAUUAGAAAACCUUCAAGCUUGGUUCAAGGAGAUGUCCAAUCAGAUUUCUUCAUUAAAUUAUGAAGACUCCACCUCAGCUGGACGUAAGAUGGUGCAGCUUAUCCAAGCAUUAGAAGAGGUUUGCUGUCAUUAAUGUAUAAGAAAUACUUAGACUAUUUUCCUGACAUACCUUAUUUAUUUGGUUUAGCACCCACCUCAAAUAAAUACCCACCCUGUAGAUAAAUAAGUGCCAGCCUGGAAUAGGCAAGUGAGUAAUCUUUAUUAUUCUUUUAGGUUCAAGAAUUUCAUCAACUGGAGAGCAACCUUCAAGUACGACAAUUUCUCCUGGAAACAAGGCAGUUCCUGCAUCAGAUGAUUAGGACAAUCAAUAUUAAAGAAGAGGUGUGUGCCUGGCUUCCAAGCUUCAUGUCAAGUAUAUCAGAUGAUGAUGAUUAAUUGUGUAAUCUCUCUCUGCUUUUGCAGGUUUUGAUCACCAUUCAGUUAGUAGCUGACUUAUCUUAUGCGUGGAAUAUUAUUGAUAGGUAAGACAAACAGACUUCUACUUUUUUGUGUGUGUCACUUAGUUGCUUAUAUUCCCUCUUCACUUUGAUUAAAUUCAAUUUUAUAUAAACUUACACAAAUACAGUGUUUUAGAGAAGGUUAUAAUUAUCACAGUAGUGUUACAAACAUCAAUGUAAAGAAUACAGUGCAAUAAGAAAACGAAAAAAGAAACCAAAAUAAUUUAAAACUCAUUGUUACCAAGGAUGUCUAAGAAAUAAAGAAGGAAAGGAAGAAAUUAAUAUUUAAAUACUAUGUUAAUUGCGUGGAGUUUGGGACAAAUAGCUCUAAGAACUAAUCGAGUGGGUGUCCCAAAGCACCAUUUUUCUUGAUGCAGAUUCAUUCAGUGCUAAAGCAAUUAAAUUUCAUUGCCCAUGUAGCACAUGAGCAUUUUUUAGUUUUUCAUUUUUUGUUUGUGUAUCAUUUUGUAGCUCUUUUUUUUUUUUUCAGCCGUUGUUCAAGGAUCUCAAUCAGACAAUUUAACCCCUUUAAGUCCCAAGAGUGACCUAGACUUAAUUUUGCCUUUCAAUAUCGAUACAAUAUCAUGCAGACAAUUGAUUAGAAUAAAGAAAAAUAUCAAUUUGGGGAUUGUAAGUUGAUUCCUAUCAAAUUAUCUGAACUUACAUCAUAGCCAUUGUGUGGCAGACAGUAAGGAGAAUUACUAAUGAGAUCUUAGGAGUGAAAGCAUUAAGAGACACUUUUAACAAUUUGAUUUCCUAAACAGAUUGUUAUUGAUGUUAUUGCAGUUACUCUGGAUUCAUGCAACAAGGAAUAAAGAGUAACCCUUCUUUGGUUCAGAAAUUAAGAGCAACAUUCCUCAAGGUAAAAUAACACUGUUCAUCUUUACACUCCAGCGACAAAAGGCUUAUCUCCUGACUAGUGCAAGAGUAGACUAACUUUUAGAAUCUUUUCACAGAUGGCCUCAGCUAUGGAUUUGCCUCUGGUGCGCAUUGGCCAGGCUAACAGUCCUGAUUUAGUGAGUGUGUCCCAGUACUACUCCGGUGAAUUGGUGGCUUAUGUGAGAAAGGUAAUUAUGCUGAUGUGCUCAUGAUAAAUUGUGGAUUAGUAAAAUGCAUAUGCUCUGUAGGAUCUCAGACAGUGCUCUCUCUUAGUGGAUUUAUCUCGUUUACAUUUUUCUUGCUUCUGCAAAAAAGGUUUUUAGUUACAUCUCAACUUGUGAGAUUGGAGUAACUUUCAGAUUUUUCCAAGUAUUCAUCACUUUUGGGCAUUAUGGUGAACAUUCCUCUUCUAUUUGCAAUUUUUUUUUCUGAGCUGAGUUGGCACAAAGUGAAACAACAUUAGAUGUGCACAUUUAAUGACCAAACUAUCAUAUCUCCAGGUUUUACAGAUUAUUCCAGAGACAAUGUUUGGUCUUCUUGCAAGAAUCAUUCAACUCCAGAUCAGCAGCGUGAAGGAGGUUGGUUUGUCAACGAUGCCCUUUUUUUUUUAAUUUUUUCAAGAGAGUAAAAAGACAUUAUUUAACCCUGUGGCUCAUAACAUAACUUCACGCUACCUUAAAAAAAAAAAAGGCGAAAAAAAAUCAUCAUCAUCUUCAUCAUACGCUAACAAUAUUUUUCUGACGUUGUGUCUUACAAGGUUCCAACCAGGUUGGAAAAGGAUAAAUUGAGAGAGUAUGCGCAAUUGGAUGAGAGAUACCAGGUAUGUUUCAGUGAUCAUAAAAGACUUAUAUCAGAAAGAACCAUUUAAUACAAAUAUAUUACCCAUUUAGCAAUGUCUCCCCUUCUUUCAGAGCAACAUCGUAAUUAAACCAAUGUGUGGUUUUUUUUAGAUAGCGAAGUUGACACAUGCUAUUUCCGUGUUCACGGAAGGGAUUUUGAUGAUGAAGACAACUUUGGUCGGAAUUAUUAAGGUAAGUACUGGUGGAUAGCAUUGCAGAGGACUUUUUAGUUGAGUUUUAAGAAACCAAAACCAGAGUAAUUGCGACGAAAUUCAGAAUAAAGGAAAAUAUUUUAAGAAGACAAUGAGAACUCCAAGUAAAAAACAAGCAAACUACUCGAAGCGCGGGAAAACGCGAGUGACCAGGUCACUGUUGAUUCUAGUUUUGAAAUUGAUUGGUUAAGAGAGUGGCACGCGCUGAUAUUAGGCCAAUCAGGAUUACUGCGACACUCAACUGAAAAUCAUUCUAUGAUUUAACCAAGUAGCAUAAUACUAUUUCGUAUGUAUAACCAUCACAAGUUCCCCAUCUAGCCAUUUUGAAACAAUUUCCUAAUUUUAUCUUCCCAACGUGCUAGACAGGGUUGGCCUUUAAUGAAGAGUGCCAUACCCCUCUUACAGAAGUUAAAGGCAACAUUUUCACUGUUUUCAGAUUGACCCAAAGCAGCUUCUAGAGGAUGGGAUUAGGAAAGAGUUGGUCAGACAGGUGGCGUCUGCUCUCCACAUUGUUCUCACGUUUAAUCCAAGGGCUAAGGUAAAUUACAGAAUGAUCCUAACCCUUUUGGCGUGAAGAGUGACUAACAUCUUAUUUCUCCCUACAGUUCCAGCCUGAACCACACAUUUAGUUCACGAGAAUAAAAGAAAUGAUCAGCAACUCAAGAAGCUCUUGAUUAUUAGACAAAGUCUCCUUGUCAGUAGCACAGUAAAUGUGAGGAGAACCGUAUGGGGAAUAUUUAUGCAUAUGUUAAUUUUAAGAGCGUGCUAAUGUUAGAGUGAAAUCAGAGUUCACUUUCGCAAGCGCGGGAAAACACCGGUGACAAAGUCGUGAUUGGUUUAAGUCUCGCAUCUGAUUGGUUUAGCAAUUGGUGCGCGACUGAGCGAAGUAGAGCAAAACUAAAGUAAUCCUGACUCAGUUUCGAUAUUCAAUAAUUAUCUGCUCUUAAGUUCAAGAUGAAAGGCAUUGUGUUAAUUCUGACAGCAAUCGGAACUUGGCUUGAGGCUAAGGGAACUUGGAGGAAGAAUGGACGGAUUCCGGCGUUCCUUUGAAUACAUUCAAGAUUACAUUAACAUUUAUGGUCUGAAAAUCUGGCAAGAGGAAGUUUCCAGAAUCAUCAACUACAACGUGGAACAGGAAUGCAAUAGCUUUCUCAGAGAAAAGGUUAGAGCUUGAAAUCUUAUGAAAAAAAAAAGUCUCAAUAGCAGUGGUAAAACGAAGGUAGUUCAGGAGAGAUGAGUUUUAGGGUUACAGAAGUUUAUUAUAGUAUCUGCUGUGAGCUAUAUUUCCAAAUAGUUCAGCUAGUUUGUGAGGAGAGAAUGAGUUAAUGAUUUUUGAUUUGCUAAAGUUCGCGAAACACCUUUUAGUCCAUGAUUCAAGCAGGUUAACUUUAACAAUCUUAUUAUCCUUGGUUUCCGAAAAUUGGAUGUGCCAGUAAGGUUUUCUACAGUAGAAAUGGUUCUUACUUAUGAAGAAAGAUUUGAGGCCAUGUUAAAGUGUUCUUGUUUCUUACUGGCUGCCAAGUGGAAUGAACUUUUCUCUGGAACCCCGGCCCCUUUGGCCACAUAAGAGUGACUAGCAUCUAAUUUCUCCUCACAAUAUCUUCCCUGAAUCACACAUCAAGGUCAUGAGAAUAAGGGAAAUGAUCACCAACCAAAGAAGCUCUGGAUUAUGAAACAAAUUUUCCUCAUCAGCACCUUAGGGAAUAUAUAGGGAACAGUAUGGAGAAUUUGCAUACUGAUGUUGGGGUUGUAAAGGAUACUCUGAGAUAGUAACUGUGCGGUCAUAAACCCAUCUAAAUGGUUAUUUGUCUGUUCGUCUCUUCAGGUCCACGACUGGCAGUCUGUUUAUCAAUCAACCACGAUUCCCAUACCGAAGUUUCCUCCUGUGGACGAGUCUGUCAAUUUCAUUGGACGACUGGCGAGGGAGAUACUCAGAAUAACAGACACUAAGUUAGUGAUCUGUUUAGUUGUGAUAUAUUUAUUUGAGAGAUGAAUGAUGCACGGUAAAGACUGAAGUAGAUUUAGGUAGCGGCGCAUGCACUUAGUGGUUUUCCGUUCGAGGUAACUUCGGUGAAAAUAGAUGGUCAGUGGUAGUGAGCAUGUGAAACACGAGUAUGCCAGUCAGAGAUGGGUCUGUACUCUGCAAAGGGGGGUAUUCGGUAUUAAGGACAAAAUAAGAUGCCAGUAACCCUAACUCGGGUAUAACAGGGUAAUUUAGUAUUAUGAACUGAGUUGAUAACGUAAAGUAGCCUCCGUAAAGAGUUUCAAAGCUGACGUUCUGACGAAGGGCUAACGCUCGAAAAGUCGGCUGUGAAAGUCUACUUUAUCAACUCAGUUGAUACCACUACAUUACCCUGAUAUACUCUUCCACCGAAGCAGCACCACAGUUUCUUUAGAAACUUACCACCCCCCCCCAACUUAUCAACAUAUCACAAGCGGGUUGAUCUACCUGCUAACCGGCUGCUAUGGAAACCCAAUUGCACAAGAAAAUGUGCAGCACUGAGUUAGAAGGGAAUUGCUAUUUCGAUCUUUAGUACUUAAGGAUACUUACUUUGUCAGGACUACGUGUUACAUCGACCAAAUGGGAGCCUGGUACGACAACAGAACCAAGCAAGAGGUUAUGAACUUACUGAUCCUAAAGCAACUUCAACAGGCGGUUGGCUCGUUUGGACUGACGGGAUUGGACAAACUACUGUCGUUUAUGAUAGUCAAGGAACUACAGGUUUGACAGUUGUAUGUUAUUUGAUUUUACUAAUGGUCGAGAACGUUAGGCAGGACAGUGAACCCCCCUACAAAAAAAUGUGCAUUAGCAAAAUAGAGACUUAAUAUGCAAGAGGUAAAACAGGCCAAGAUAUUUUCUUCGUGUACUAACCUUACAUAACAUGAAAGAAAAAAACCUCUUCGCGGUGGAGCUUCAUCUUUCGAGAACAUCGUUAAACGUAGCCUCGCCUUUAGGAAUAUUUAAACUGAUUUUUGCUGUUUCAUUACGAGCAAUGCUUUUUUUUUUUUUUUGGUAGAAAUUCCAAGCAUUGCUGAGAGGAGCGCUGAAAGACAAACUCGUGACAGACACUUUGCAGGGACUUUCCAAACAACUUACUCCCGUCAAAAGUCUCAUCGGUUUGUAUGUGUUGUGUUGUAACCUUAAUCUACCCCUUUGAAACCCCGCAUUUCUUUGUGAUUGUAAAGUGAUUAAGUUAAAAGACAUAUUCCACUACUUUUUCGGUCACGUGUUGCAACGUUUCCUUCAACUGGAAGGAGAUUACGUAACCAUUAGAUUAUGAGGUCUAUAUUUCUAUUGCGUAGCGUGGCGCGGCCCGAACCAACUAUCACGCGCAGAAAUCGAGAGGAAAUAAUCUAAUUGCUUUAGUAUAAAUCCGCUAGUCGUCCAAAACGUAACAACGAGACAGGCUCAUGUUUUUGCCAUAUUUCAUUUUGUUUACACACACUGUUAGGGGAUCAUUUACUAUCUUUUACGGAACAGAGAGCGAUUAGCGAAGCCAAUCAGAUUGCAGUGUUUGUGAUUGAAUGCUAGUAUAUACUAUAAAACAUGGAUAGGAUGCAAUGAUAAAUGAAGAAGGAACAAUGAUGUUCAAAGUUGGAGAGGCCAACGACAUGGAUUCCAGAAACGACCGUAAAAACAUUUAGGCUUAAAUUUUCAAGAUGCAGCCAAACUGACGUAGCUUCGGUGGCAUGCAGGAGUAGGAGUAUUUAUUUAUUUAUUUUUAUUUAAUUAUUUAUUUAUUUAUUUCACAUUCUUUCCCCACAGCAUCACCAUACAGAGUAUAUCCUCCAGUUACUCAAAAGUUGGCUCGUCUGUGGACUCAGUAUAGUGAAGCAAUCAUGAAGGUAAACCGAUUCUUUCGAUAUUUCAGUCAAUUUAUUACAAUACAGGGCGUGAAAUUGCGCCUAAUACAGGCGCCAAUGCGACUAAAUUUUUCACUUUGGCGACCAAAUCCUGAAAGUUAGUCGCCAAAUUGGCGACUAGAACGUUUCAUUAUAACCUUACCAAGAGAUAUAGAGAAUUCAAAAAAUUUGCAAAGAUAACUCCGCGGCAAAUUUCCUCGUUAAGUUUGUUUCCAAAACGUAGCACAUGCAUCUCGAUCGAUAACUAGACGCCAUCUUGGAUUUAGAUGAGCCUGAACGUUGUAUAUCAUCCAUCCUAGUGUCCACUUUGUAGCACGUUAAAGAUCUUUUCCCUAACUUAAUUUUGGAGGCCUAUCUAGAACGCUGACAGCGUAAAGAAAGAUUUUGUUUGUCUUUCAAAAUGGCGACCAACUUUUUUUGAAUUGGCUACCACUUCGAAGAAUUUAGGAGCCAAGUGGCUAUCAGAAAAAAAAGUUAAUUUCACGCCCUGCAAUAAGAGCUCUGUGGCUUCAUGGAAUGUGGGUGUUCUCGGUUAAGAAAAUGAGGAAUCUCGUUUUUACCGUUGGUUUUACUUCGUGAAGUGCACUUAGGGGUUAGAGUAAUUUUCAACUGAUCGUGUAAUGUAAUCCGGUAUCGCUUUAGUUUUGUUGCAUAACGCUUUACGAUUGGUAAACAAAAUCGGCUCUUUCUGCUGUCUUUGAUCAUCACCCACUGUUUUCUUCUUUUUUUUUUAUCCUUUAGGUCGGCCAAAUGCAGCUCAUAAGAAGACAAAUCUCAAAUGAGCUGAACUGUUCCUGCAAGUUUGACUCAAAAGUUCUCCACAAUGCUCUGGAAACUUUUAACAAGUAUGAGUGAUUUUGAUUCUUACAGUAAUGUAAUGUUUCCCCAAUCCAUUGAAAUACUCUUCACAAUGGCUAUGUGAUAUGCGAUUUUUUCUCUCUAUGCUUUGUUUGUCAUAAAACACUAAUGGGAAGCUUAUGGAUUUGGAACCUUGAACGUUUCAGAGCAGAUUCCUUCAUGUCUUGGUGAUUCUAAAUUUGACUGCAAAGACACAAGCUCUGAUAUGUUUAGUGCUAUUACGCAGUUUCUCAUUAUCAGAAGUUUGUCGAGUCGCAAAGUAACUUCCUAAUCGUAUAUGGAAGGUUUCGUUAUUUUUAUCUCAGCGCUGUUAUCAGAUAUCUGCUGUCUUCAAACCUGGUAUUACUUACAGCUCGUCACUUUUGAUACUUUAUCUUCUCGGAGUUGGCGUGGAACUUAAACUGUUUGUUAUUAAAAUCAUUAUGUACAGUGCACUGCUACGCGAUGUUGAAGCUCAUUACCAGGACCCCACUCGACCAUAUCCCAAGGAAGAGAAUCCUCUUAUGUUUGAGUUGACGUCAUAUCUUGAGUGGGCUGGUAUUCAUAACCCACUCACAAAGGUCAGUCUCUUCAAUUUUAUUUUAUACAGUUAUUUAGCUGUUACUUUCCUUUGUUAAGUACCUACAUUCCUGGUUGUAUGCAAGAAGCAUAACAUUCGUGAAGUCCAGUGCUUAGACUAUGGUUUUGCUUGCACGCAAAAACGAGAACAAACAAACUGUCCCAACAUUUUGGCCAAGGUUAUUUAACGAACGUAGAGUUUUUUAGAUUUUGUAAAAGGUCAUUGGGCAUUUAAGAGAUAUUUCUGUUCUUAUCAACAGAUUUAUAUCACUACAAAGAAGUAUCCGUAUUUUGCACUACUGAAUUUUUUGUGCGUGAUUGCACAGAUGCCAAAGCUGGUCUAUGUCAAGAGCGUCGGUAAGACGAUAGCUCUUUUGUUAUUACAUUUAGAUAGUACCUGCGAAUUACUAAGGCUAAGAGUAAAAUUAAAAUCGGUUGUAAAUUGGUUGGUCGCGUUUUCUGCGCUUCAAGCGGGGUACAUGAAAAGCUGAGUUUUCAUUGGCUUUCGGAGGUAUCUACCGUUUAACUCCCAGAGGUGAUUAACAUUUAACUUCUCCCUAUAAUAUCCAUACAUUAUCCUGUAAACAGGUUAAUGAGAAUACUCCAACCUAUCAGGUAGAAGGUCUCAUGAUCUAGCACCAACUUCUUGGAACUUAUUUGCAAGGAAAUGUGAAGCAGCUAGAGGGGAGAAUUGACAAUCAGAUCGUGGGAGUUAAAUGGGUUAAAGUUUGGUUAAACAACUCUCAAUCGGAAAGCACUUCAGAAAAUAAUGUUGCUCAAACUAAUCAUCCUUAGCUAAUACAUUUCGUUUGUCGUCUGAUGCACCAGGAACAAUGGUGGCCAAGCGACCGACUGAUCAGAUCGACAGCGCACCAUUUGUAGUAGGAAUGAUUACAGUUCUGAAGCAGUUCCAUUCCGAGUACACGGAACAAUUCUUGUCGUGCUGUGGACAAUAUGUAAGGUCCCUUAUAGAGGCGACGGCUACAAAGUAAGUACACUUUUUAAGGGCAUCUUAAAAGGGCGGAUCGCUUGAGUGAUAUGAAAGACUCACGAUAUUACUAGUUUUUAGGGAUUGGGCCAAUACGUAACAUUCGACCAUGAAGUCGGAUUGUUGGGGUGGAGUGGGAGCGGAUCAAGGAACUUUUGAUCGGGGAAGGGGUCCAAAUUUUGAUUCAAAAACAAGAAAUGUUUGCUACAUUACAGUCUAAUUUGAUCAGUUGGGUUACGAGAGGGAUAGUUGUGCAGUUGCUCAGACACUGACAAUGAUCCGCUUAAAUGAGCUGAAAGAUAUUAAAGGACAGGUGAAUAUUGAAUACUCUGUACUUUACAUACUGAGGGUCUUACGGAGAUAAAAAUUAUUGUGAUCUUUGGAGUAUACUUUACGAGUCGCUCUUUAAUACUUGAUGAUUUCUUAUUCUGUGUGUUUGAUUUAGUGUAAGAAGCCAAGAGAUCCCAGCAGAAGUUGUAAACCUGCUGGUUUUCCUUGAAGACUUUUUGGCGUACAGUGAACUUCCAAGGAAGGUAAGCUGUUGUUAUUAGAUUUGAUGUUAAAAAUACAGCUCCAUUAGAAAGUAUUAAGUUUAUGAAGAAAGUGUGGUGCUGCAUCGUUACCAGAUGUAAACUGGAAAAGCUGACGUUUCGGCAUUUGUUGUCGGUGCAAAGAUAUUAACUGUUUUUCCGUAGAUGUGAAAUAUUGUUUGAACGCUCCUUGUUGAAGUUCUUUCCUUUACAGCAUAACAAAACAUGUAUGCCCUCUUAUUGGCUUAUAACCGUGACAGAAGCGUCAAGCCUUGAAGCUUCUACUAAGAAAUAGAUUCCAUUCUGGGCGUUAGUUCAGUGAUAGAUUAUAGAUAAUGAUAGGUGAUAUCCGAUUCUUGUUAGAACAAAAAAGUAGACUACUUGAGUUUCUAUGCCUCUGAUGAAAAUUGGUCUUCUACUUACAUAUCAAUGUGCGCUCCUGAUGAACAUGUGUUAUCAACGUGCAGCCUCCCCCCCCACCGAGCAACCAUAACCUUAUGGUUGUGCGAUGCACGUCUGCCAUUUCCAAAAUGGAAAGACCAUGCUCUUACUCGUAACGACCAUUGUGGACUAAUAUCCGAAUUAUCUUUAUUUUCUUCCAUUCCCCUGUGAGAGAUUUCUUUUGGAACUCGCACUUGACUCCUUUGUAAUAAAACGCAUUUCUGUUUUUCGUUCAGCACUAUAUUACUAAUGAUUUGUUUUCAAACCCCUCUGUUAUUCAGGUUGUCGAGGCUCACAUUCCUAGCUACAUUUUUGACCAGUUCCGAGUUCAUCUCGCGUAACAGCUUAGAUGUGCGACGUAAUUUUCCGAACAAGGUUCCCUUCAGUGUAGAUAUAGAACACGUAGCUAUGUGUUUAUCUAGAAAUUCUAUGAUUUUCUACAAACAGAAAAAAGUAUUUUUUUCCAAGAGUUUAUCUCUGAUGUUAACUGGAAGAAAAAGUGAAGUUUUUUUUGUGAUUCAAAUCGUGAAAUAAUUGUGCAAUGAGACCAAUAAUUUUUACAUUUCUGUAACUUAGAGGAUAACAAAAGAAGUGAUUACAGAAAAGAGAGACCUGAAGCAGUUAGCACGGAAACGCCGAAGAAGAUGUCGAUUAAAAAAUGAAUUUAUGUUUUCAGUUAGAAUUUUGAAAAUGGCUGGAUGUGUUUACCGUCUCUCACCGCAUUGAGUUCCGAAUGGAAACUGAAAUAAUUUGCUUAUUUCGCGUUGUGGUUAUGCAGAGGAUGGCUUAGAAAUGCACGAAGUUCUAAAAUGCACGCGCUAAGCUAUUGUUUUGCUCAUUAAAUCUUUUGUACUGGCACGUCCUCGUAGCCCUCUUGGUUUGCUUGAGGUUCCUAAAUACACUGUAAGUUUAUUAAGUAACUUGACGCAUCAAAUUACAGUUGAACCAUAAAACUUUGGGGAAUUUGUAUUGUUAUUCUGGUUUGAUAUUCAAAAUUGAAGAGGUAGCUAUGUGUUGAAUUAAAACUCUGUAAAAAUCUACAAACGAACGAAAAAUGUUUUUACUAAGAGAUUUAUCACUACUCGGAGGGAAAAUUUUAAAUUUUUUGUGAUUCAAGUCGUUGAAAAUAUUGUAGAAUAAGAACAACAAUUCGUAUGAAACUGUAGCGGUGAAGCUGGUGACAUUAAAUGUUAGAGAAUUUCGCAUGUUAUCGAAUCGUGAUACAGUUGAACGUUUGGAAAUUAUUAUUUUUAUUCUGGUUAAAUUUCAGUAAGAAGCAAG
Molecule: messenger RNA, 22649 nt
Organism: Pocillopora meandrina
Lineage: Eukaryota; Metazoa; Cnidaria; Anthozoa; Scleractinia; Pocilloporidae
Source: the annotation of a GenBank genome assembly